GAAUUUUUGUUUACUAUAGUGAAAGUUGAAAAUUAUUAAAUUAAUGGAUAAAUUAUUAAUUAACAAACAAUGUGUGGUUUGUGGUGACCAGGCUUGCGGCCUAAAUUACACGGUGUGGACAUGUAUUUCUUGUAAAUCAUUUUACCGACGAAAUCAUUUGAAACUAUCGACAUUUACUUGUAAUUAUGGUAACAAAUGUAUUGUCGAUAUACUGACCCGAAAAUAUUGUAAGAAAUGUCGACUUUCAAAGUGUCUGACAGUUGGUAUGAGAACUAUAUAUGACCGAAAAGAAAUGUUCAUAUUAUUAAAGAAUGAAUUAAAGAAAUUGGAUAAUAAUAGUCAUAUUGUCGACAAAUAUUGUGAAAAUAAUAACAUAACAACUAACGAAACAAUGAAUUUUGAUAAUCAAAAUUUGAAACAUGAUUUUAGUUAUCAAAAUAAUUUUCAGAAAAUAACAAAUAAUUCACUUAUAACUCCAUUUAUAAAACCCAUUUCUAUCUUUAAUAAUAAUAAUUUAAAUGAGAUUGAAAAUUAUAAGCAAAAAAAAUCAGUGAAAGUAAACCAAAUCAAAUCCAUACCACAAGCUAUGGCUAAUAAUUUUGAAGAAUUAAUGAAAAAAUUAAUUAAAAUGUUCAAACAAUUGGCAUAUUUUAAGGAGAUGUCUAAACAGGAUCAGUACUCUCUGGUAAAGUAUGGCUCUAUGGAAAUGUGUGUCAUUAGACAGAUCAUAGCAUAUGAUAUGAAUUCCCAAUACGUUAACUUAACUUCUGAAACAGGAAUUACUAGUCAUAUAAAAUUUGAUUUAUUAAAUGAAUUGUUUCCACAAAUAUCACAAGUUUAUGGUCAGUAUCUCAUAGCAUUCAACAGUAAUUGGGAUUCUGAUCCAAUAAUUAUGGAUUUGAUAACUACAAUUGCUUUAUUUAAUCCAAACCGAUCCGAAGUCAAACAUCGAGAUGUGGUGAAAUUACUAAAUCAAAUAUAUACACACCUAUUAUACCGAUAUUUAUUAGUAAAGUGUGGAUCUAAAAGUGAAGCCGAAAGUAAAGUCGCAAAUUUAAUGAAUAGUUUUCAACAAUUGAGACUUAUAUGUAAAUUGCUCCUGGAUGAAUUUAUGACUAUUCCAAACAAGUUCAAUUAUGGACCACUUUUAAAAUCUAUAUUUUUUGAUAAUCAUAUUCAAUAG
This is a messenger RNA of Oppia nitens, 1183 nucleotides long. Its product is annotated as nuclear hormone receptor HR96-like. The record is from RefSeq and is a predicted model, not a curated record. Gene Ontology annotation, molecular function: RNA polymerase II cis-regulatory region sequence-specific DNA binding; nuclear receptor activity; zinc ion binding. Gene Ontology annotation, biological process: negative regulation of transcription by RNA polymerase II; cell differentiation; positive regulation of transcription by RNA polymerase II. Lineage: Eukaryota; Metazoa; Arthropoda; Arachnida; Sarcoptiformes; Oppiidae. Bases 44 to 1183 code for a protein of 379 amino acids. The transcript has 8 exons.